AUGGACCAGCCAGAGCGCAGACCACUUAUCCAGAAGCCCGGUGGAGAAGAGGUAGAGGACAGAGAGAAUGGCUCGCGCCGAGGGUUGCACGGCGCCAGUCCGCUUAGUAUUGCGGUGGCACUAUUUGGCGUCUUCUUGGCCGGCGGAGAUGAGUCGUUGGUCAUCUCCAUGUAUGGCGAAGUGGCAUCUGAAUUCCAAAAUCUGACAGACGGCCCUUGGCUUAUGACGGGCUAUACUUUGGGAUAUUGUGUCGCCUUACCUCUGUACGGAAGGUUGAGUGAUAUCUACGGCCGUAAAAGACCUCUCUUAGCGGCCUAUUGUCUGUAUUGUAUUGGUUGCCUCACUUCGGGAACCGCCGUCGGUCUUUGGCAGGCCAUCGCCGGCAGGGUUGUGAAUGGUAUCGGCGGGGCAGGAAUGGUAGCCCUCAUUUCAGUCAUUAUAACCGAUAUUGCAACUUUGGAGCAGGUGGCUGUUCUUCGAAGCUAUGUCAAUGUUGCAGCUGUCGCAGGUCGUAGUGCUGGCCCUCCUCUCGGAGGCUUCUUGGCAGAUACGAUUGGAUGGAGAUGGGCCUUUCUUGCACAGGCACCGAUUGCAUUACUAUGUUUGGUACUUGCUAAAUACACGCUUCCCUCUGGGCCUGCCCAGUCUCACAAUGAGCAUUCAUGUCGGUCUUCCAAAAGGGCAAAGUGGAAGGAUGUUGAUUUCCUUGGUGUGAUAACAUUCGUCAUCAGCAUGGUUUCAUUUCUCCUUUUUCUUGAUCUUGGAGGUCAAAAGCUACCGUGGAGCCAUCCUGUUGUUAUUGCGUUAAUAGCUGCUUGCAGUGUUUGCAGCUUGGCAUUCGUCUUAAUUGAGAAGUUUUGGGCCGUAAAGCCCCUAAUCCCCUUGUGGUUGAUCAGAGAAAAUGGAGUCGGGAUCUCUUGUUUGGUUCAAAUUCUCGUUUUCUGGGGUCGACUCGCGACCUUAUCACAUCUUGCAACAUUCUACAUACGAACAAUGGAUGCCACCAACACUGUCGCUGCUGCUUUCAUUGUCCCUUCAAGUGUGGGUAAUGCUGUUGGAGCGCUGCUUUCCGGAGCAGUCAUCAGUAGGACAUUUCGUUAUAAGACCCUAUCUGCUAUUACAAUAAUAGUGGCCUGCAUCAGCUAUACUCUCGUCGUUUUGCGAUGGCGCCAUGGCGCCAAUAUUUUCGAGUCAUUCUAUAUAUUUCCCGUCGGUGUCACUUUUGGAAUGGUCUUGUCUGCCCAGUUCGUUGGGCUCUCAGCAAGUGCACCAACAGCCCAAAAGGCCAUCGCUAUAAGUAUGUAUUAUUUGAGCCAGCAAGUCGGGACCGUCAUUGGAAUUGGGAGUGCGGCAACUCUUUUACGGGCAGACUUCCGGAGCAGGUUAUUUGAGAGACUUGUCGGCUUUCCCGAAAGAGAUCAGCUGAUCCAGGGGAUACUUGAUGAUGCUAGGUUCGCAGCAACCCUGCCUGCCAAGCUGAAAUCUGUAGUGCGAACAGAGUAUCUGCAAAGUUUCCAAUUAGUUCCGAUCAUGUCACUUGUCACUACCGCCUUAGCUUUACCUCUGAUAUUGUGGCUUAGGGAGCAUCCAUUGAGGUAGAGAAGUAUCAGUGUGCAUUGAGAGACAUUCUCACGCUUCUUCGUCUGCAUGGUGCCAUACUCCUGCGUACUCGCUACGAGGUAGAGAUUUGUCUCAGCUGUAUCAACUUUGCAUAUUAGACGGGCAUAAUAUUCUUAGCCAAGAUAGAUUGUGUAUACGACGGGUUACUGGAUGGAUUGAUAUUAUACGAAGCUUUUGUGCAAAUAAAGAUAACGACAUGCU
This is a messenger RNA of Xylona heveae TC161, 1821 nucleotides long. Its product is annotated as putative transporter. Gene Ontology annotation, biological process: basic amino acid transport; transmembrane transport. Bases 1 to 1599 code for a protein of 532 amino acids. Gene Ontology annotation, cellular component: fungal-type vacuole membrane. The record is from RefSeq and is a predicted model, not a curated record. NCBI's taxonomy places the organism in Eukaryota, Fungi, Ascomycota, Xylonomycetes, Xylonales, Xylonaceae. The transcript has 10 exons. Gene Ontology annotation, molecular function: basic amino acid transmembrane transporter activity.